Tachyglossus aculeatus (Australian echidna) is the source of this 939-nucleotide messenger RNA. Its product is annotated as olfactory receptor 2G3-like. The transcript has a single exon. Gene Ontology annotation, biological process: G protein-coupled receptor signaling pathway. Gene Ontology annotation, molecular function: G protein-coupled receptor activity; olfactory receptor activity. The record is from RefSeq and is a predicted model, not a curated record. Gene Ontology annotation, cellular component: membrane. Lineage: Eukaryota; Metazoa; Chordata; Mammalia; Monotremata; Tachyglossidae. Bases 1 to 939 code for a protein of 312 amino acids.
AUGCCGAAUGACACUUCUGGAGAGGACUUUGUCUUGGUGGGUUUCUCUUCUCAACCCCAGUUAGAGAAGAUCCUCUUCGUGGUUGUCUUGAUUUUCUACCUCCUAACCCUCGUGGGCAACACCGCCAUCAUUUUGGUGACCCGUCUGGAUCUCCAUCUCCAUACGCCCAUGUACUUCUUCCUGUCUCACCUCUCCCUCGUGGACCUCUGCUUCACCACCAGCAUCGUCCCCCAGCUUCUGUGGAACCUCCGGGGCCCCUCCAAGACCAUCACCGCGUUCGGUUGUGCAGUCCAGCUGUACAUCUCCCUGGCCCUGGGGUCGACAGAGUGUGUCCUUCUGGCCGUCAUGGCCUUGGACCGUCACGCCGCCAUCUGCCGACCCCUUCGCUACACCGCCAUCAUGCACCCGCGGCUCUGCCGGACCCUGGUGGGAUUAGCCUGGCUGAGCGGGGUGGGGGACACCGCUAUUCAGGCCACCGUCAUCUUCCGCCUGCCCCGCUGUGGACAUCGGCUACUUCCCCACUUCCUCUGCGAGAUGCCAGCCUUGCUCAAACUGUCCUGUGUGGACGUCCGGGGCAAUGAGAUCCAGCUCUUCGUGGGCACUCUGGUCCUGAUUCUUCUGCCCUUGAGCCUGAUCACGGUCUCCUAUGGGUCCAUCGCCCGGGCCGUGCUGAGGAUCAAGUCACGUCGGGUCUGGAGGAAGGCCCUGGGCACCUGCGGGUCCCACCUCCUGGUGGUCACUCUCUUCUAUGGUUCCAUCACAGUGGUCUACAUCUGGCCCAACAGCUCCUUCUCUGGGACUUUGGACAAGUUCCUGACCCUCUUCUACACCGUGGUAACCCCCACCCUCAACCCGCUCAUCUACACCCUGCGGAACAAGGACGUGAAGGGGGCGGUGAGGAGAAUUCUGGGAAAAGACCAGAGUUUAGAAAAGGGCUAA